Messenger RNA from Manis javanica (Malayan pangolin), 763 nucleotides. Lineage: Eukaryota; Metazoa; Chordata; Mammalia; Pholidota; Manidae. The record is from RefSeq and is a predicted model, not a curated record.
UGCUUUGCAUAGACCCCUUCAGGCCCAGAGCAGCUGCUCAGGGUUUAUAAAAGAGGCCUUUGCCAUGGGAGCUGAGCUGCAGCAGGCGGGCAGGGGCAGCAAGAUGGUGUCACAGACGCAGGUCCUCACGUUCUUGUUGCUCUGGGUCACAGGUGCCUGUGGGGACAUCGUGAUGACCCAGUCUCCAGCCUCCUUGGCUGUGUCUCCAGGACAGAGGGUCACCAUUAACUGCAGGGCCAGUCAGAGUGUUAGCAGCUACGUAGCCUGGUACCAGCAGAAGCCUGGGCAGGCUCCAAAACUGCUCAUCUACUCGGCAUCCACCCGUGCAUCUGGGGUCCCCGACCGGUUCAGUGGCAGUGGGUCUGGGACAGAUUUCACUUUCACUAUCAGCAGUGCACAGGCUGAGGAUAUGGCAACUUAUUACUGUCAACAGCGUAAUAGCUAUCCUCCCACAGUGCUUCAGCCUCGAACACAAACCCCAGGGUUAUGGGCCAGUGCAUCCCUGCUGGGCCAGCUGUUACCUCCCCACACAGCUUUGAAAUCACACACAUCCCCAUAUCUGCCUGAGAGGUCACACCUCCUAACUUAUUCCUGGCAGUUGAGAGCCCGGGCCCCUGUGAGGUACAGGCAGCUCUCCUGUGAGGACCCAGAGCAGUUCUGGGAGGCUCAGGCCGGCCGAGGGUCCCUGCGCCUGUGCAAGGUGGGGCCCUUCAUCCCAGAUCCUCCUUUCCACAGGGAUGUGUCAGAAGGUGUAUGGCUGUGA